AGAGAGAGGGAGAGAAAAAGAAAAAUCAUCAGAUUGUUAGUUAUUUCUUUGCUGAAUAAACUGCAGAAAAGUUUACACAAUUGCACCCAACCAUAUCACCCCUAAAGCAGCACCGUCAAUACGAGAUUGUUUGUGAUCUACACCCAUGGCUGAUGUCCUGCCUUCUGCAAUUCUGGAAAUCUGUGUCGUGCUAGGAGCAUCUAGUGAAAAACUAAAAGAAAUUUCUCUGGUAGAUCAAAAAAGUAUCACUGAAUCCUUUGAGCCAGAGGUUCGAUCUGUUUACGUUCCUCCAUUUGUUAGCAAAGAGGACAGUCCAUCUGGCUGUCAGAAUAACUUUACUCAGAGACGUCGCUCAUUCAAAAAGAAAAAGGAAAUCAGACGUCCCUCUUCCUCCUCAAGUGCCACAAGUGUAGGUCUUAAAGAGCAGCAGACUGAAGAUAUAAGCGUUCCUAAGGAUAUUGAUCUUCAAGGACUACCCCAGUUAUGUUUCCCAGGUGAACUAAGCAUUGAGACUGAGCCUAAGGAUGAUCGUUAUCACUUCUUAGUGUUUACAGAUGUUUUUGGAAUAAGGACCUAUGGAGUUGCAGUUCAGUUCUACAGAUCUAUUCAGGAAAUGCAUUCUGUACAAAAUGGCCAAUCAAGCUGGAGCGCAACGCCGCAAAACUCGCGACUUUCCAGGCUGUAUGCUCCCUUCAGCAUUUGUUUAAUAUCCAAAUUCCCUUAUUAUGGAGCCUUUAAGGACUGUCUCUCCUGCCUAACAGUGCAUCUUAAAUCCUGUAGAGAUGUAGACUUUGAUUUCAGGGUGAAACAGUUUGCAGCAAAGCUGUCUUUAGUACCUAGUCCACCGCCUGGACCACUUCAUUUGGUAUUUCAUUUGGAACCUCUGCAGAUUGUGCUGCCUUCAAAACUGGACCCAAAAUGCCCUGUGGUAGAUUUAGACCUUCACACUCCUUUUCUGUGCUUCCAACCCAAACGUAUACUUCAGAUUCUGACCUGCAUAUUGACAGAACAGAGGAUCGUCUUCUUGUCAGCUGACUGGGCUUUGUUGACACUUACUGCAGAAUCUUUCAUGCUUUAUCUUCAUCCACUUCAGUGGGAACACACCUACGUGCCUAUUCUCUCAAAGGGAAUGAUGGAUUUUCUGAUGGCACCAACAGCUUUCCUCAUGGGGUGCCAUGUCGACUAUUUUAAAGAAGUUAAUUCUGAACUUGAAGGCUUGUUAUUGGUGAACAUUGACAAAGGAACAAUUACAAGCUCAAAUUUGACAGACACUGAACCAGAUAUCCCUGAAGUUCCUUUAGAAGCUGCAGAACGAUUUGUACAACGGAUUGAAAGUCUACAGAUGCACUAUGAUCUGGAACUCUCGCAUUUGGGCUCCAGCACAGAUAUUUCAGAUUUACAUAUGCGCAGAAGGAGCUGGCAACAGAAUCUUAACUCUCAAAUUCAGGAAAUGUCCUUGGAGUUAAUUGUUAAUAUCUUCAGGGAUGUGUCAGAUUAUCUUAACUAUGAAUAUCGAGUAUUUAACAGUGAUGAAUUUCUGAAGACGAGGACAAUUUCUGAUCAACCAUUUUACAAAAAGGUGCUGGAGACCUAUAUAUUCCAUUCGUUCCUUAAAGAUCGUUUGAGCAGAAGGAUGGAUACAUUCACACAGAUGGAACUCCGCACCUGCUCUGAAAUGGACAGGAUGAAAAUGCUAGAUAGCCCCCGGAGACCUACCAUGGAAGAGAUAGCUUUGAGAAGAGAACGUAACAAUGACUUUAUGAUGGUUAAACGAUUUGCAGCAAGCAUGCCAAAUUUACCAAUGGAUAUUUUCCAUGAUUUUCCUGUCUCUCCUCUGACUGUGAGGAAGUACAAGCCUGAAAAUGCCAUAAAGAUGAACAAAAAAUUAGUAAAAAUAUUCAAACUACCAGAGUUCCAGUCGCCACUGAAUUAUUCCUCUGUCAUGUCAUGGUAUAAAGAUUUCAUCAACCUCCUCAACAGGGCUAUCAAUCCUCCAGUCGGGUCAGAAAGCUCAAGCUUAUUGGCUCGGUAUUAUUAUCUCCGGGGACUGGCCUAUUUGAAUCUGGGAAAAUUUCUGCAGGCUCUCUUAGACUUCCAAAACCUUUACAAGACUGAUCUUGAUAUUUUCCCAAAGGAACUAGUGAAGAAAGUGAUCUAUGCAAUGCCUCCAGAUCAGCUCAAUCAAGCCAACCAGAAACCAGAAUUGAAACGGCUUAUCAGCAUAAUGUUAGAGAAAGAGCGAGAUGUGACAGGAUCUGAUGAUCAGGUCAAAACGUUUGAGCUGCCGAAAACGCACAUGCAUCAGGAGGAUUUUGUGAAACGGAUCCAAGAAUCUGGAAUUGUGAAGGACACCGACACCAUACUUCGGCUGUUUGAAGCCUUAACUAUUGGGCAUCAGAAACAGAUUGAUCCUGAAACAUUUAAAUACUUCUAUAAUUUCUGGAAGGAGUCUGAGACUGAGGCUCAAGAUGUCAUCCUACCUGUGGAAGUAAUCGAGCACCUGGACAAAAAUGAAUCCGUCUACAAGUUGUCAUCUUCUGUGAAGACCAAUUACGGUGUUGGAAAAAUUGCAUUGACACAGAAACGACUGUUUCUUCUCACUGAGGGAAGACCUGGUUACGUCGAGAUUGCAAAAUUCAGGGACAUCCAGGAGAUUGAGAUCAUGUCUGUGAUGUUUUUCCCACUUCGAAUCCCUGCUCUAAAAAUAAAGAGCAGUCUGAAAGAACCAUUCGUAGGAAACCUGAAGACUGAACGUGACCUUUGGCAAUUGAUUGUGAAGGAGAUGUGGGCUGGAAAAAAAAUGGCAGAUAAACACAAGGACCCACAAUACAUCCAACGAGCACUAACUAAUGUCUUGCUGAUGGACGCUGUUGUCGGAUGCUUGCAGACUUCUCAAGCCAUUUAUGCUGCUUCAAAAUUGGCCUAUUUUGAUCAAAUGAAGAAUAUGGCGGUUCCGAAAACAACUUCAGAGACCUUAAAACACAAGAUAAAUCCAUCUGCUGGUCAAACCAGUCCUCAGGCAGUGAAUGCUCUCUUGUACGCACCAGGUCAACUGCUACAAAUGGACAGAGAUGAUAAUGCAAAUCCCAAACUAUGGUGUGCGCUAAGUGAGGGGAAAGUAGUGCUUUUUGAUGCAGUAUCUUGGUCAAUUCAACAGCAUCAUAUUCAAGUGGGCAACUCAAAGUUGACCUGUAUGCUGGGAGUGGAGCGGAGCCAGGUUUGGAUUGGCUCACAAGAUUCCUCUAUCUACAUCAUCAAUACCCUCAGCAUGUCCUGCAACAAACAGCUGACCGAACAUUGCAGUGACGUCACUGAUUUGAUCUUGGAGGACAGGGUGUCAAAGUUCAGGCAGGUAUAUUCAUGCAGUCUGGAUGGGAGAGUAAUUUGCUGGGAUGUCAUCACAUUAGAAAUAAAGGCAGAUUUUCAGUUGUCCAACUGUCAUAAGCUAACUGCCAUCAAACUCCACAAUUAUAUGCUGUGGUGCUGUGUGGGAGAUGCUUUGCUGGAAGUGAAAAAAAAUGGGCAGCUCUCCCGCAAGGUUGUGUUGGAAGACCCAAAAGGGACCUAUGAUCCUUUCAGCUGUUUCCUCGUCUUUUCUGAGAAAAAUCAGUUGGUGACUGCUUCUGCUGACAAAGGAGAGGUUUGCUUUUGGGACAUGAAUAAUCUGUCCAUACCCUGUCAGAAGAUUCAGCUUCAAGACUGCACCAGUAUUAGUUGCAUUAUGUCUGUCAAAAAACAGAUCUGGAUCGGAGGAAAAGGAUUGGGCAAAGUGAAGGGAAAGAUCUAUGUGAUCGACGCAGAGAAGUACACUGUGGAAAAGGAAUUGGUGGCUCACGUGGACAUGGUUCGAGCAUUAUGUUGUGCUGAAGACAGAUAUGUUCUUAGUGGGGCUGGCAGAGAAGAUGGCAAGGUUGCUAUCUGGAACGUGGAAUAGUUUCCUUCUAUAUGUUUAGUACAUUUUGGCCCUAAUGCCACUGUAAUGAACAGGUUUCUGUUUCAGCAGAAAAGGGUAUACUUCAAGGUGUAUACAAUGUGCUAUACCUUGUGUGAGGCGUUAGAUUAUCUUCCUCUUUUCAAAGAAAAUGUUUUACCAUCAGACUCUUGACACAGAAAUAGAAUUAACAUGGCCAACCUCUCAGUUUAUUCUGUCCAUUCAAGUGAAUGUUUACAUUUAAAAACAGUGCCUUGUAUUUUCAGGUUUUAAUGUUAUUGGAAAACCUAGAUUUGUAGCUCUACAUGAAUAUUAAAACUGAAUUUAUUUUCUGUAUUUGCACAUGAACAGAGAUAUCUUACAGGACUAAACCCCUGGCAACAACAAUUCAAAACAGAUGUUGAGAAAGAAAGAUCUUGUAUUUUAUUAUGCCUUAUGUCACAACUUCUUGAAGCCUUUUUUUUUGGCCAUGACUGUCAUUACUGUCAAGUGUAGCAGCUUUUUGUGAAACCAAACCUAGCAUAUGUUGUUAUAAUUGUGGUCUUUCAUCUCCAGGGCUCACUGAUAACAGGGACCACGUUGAAUAAAUAUCACAUUUUACACCAA
Callorhinchus milii (elephant shark) is the source of this 4537-nucleotide messenger RNA. RefSeq names its product DENN/MADD domain containing 3a (gene dennd3a). Gene Ontology annotation, biological process: regulation of Rab protein signal transduction. Gene Ontology annotation, cellular component: cytoplasmic vesicle. NCBI's taxonomy places the organism in Eukaryota, Metazoa, Chordata, Chondrichthyes, Chimaeriformes, Callorhinchidae. The coding region runs from base 146 to 3934 and encodes 1262 amino acids. Gene Ontology annotation, molecular function: protein binding. The record is from RefSeq and is a predicted model, not a curated record. The transcript has 24 exons.